AUGGCCCAUCCCACCUCUUACCGCCAAAUCCUUGACAACAACCGCGACCAGUUCGAGCUCCUCAUCCAGCAUGGAGACUACAAACCCUUCUACCUGUGGCAUCUCCUUGUCUUCACCGCUCUUCCUUUAUGCGGUCUGUUGAUAUCCCGGCGGCGUGGAGCGCGAUAUCUUCGCCCCGUCGUCUUUGCUCUUAUUCUCGGGACAGCCGUUGAUGUCAUGCGACACCGGCGUGCGCUGUUGGGAGCGAAUGGUUAUAUGGGAGGCUUGGUGACAGCCUGGUGGACUAUUUGGAGUGCGACGAUUCUAAUCUUUAACGAUGCCGAAAGAGAUUUCGAGCGAAUAGAGAGGCGCUCGUGUAACGCAGCGGGUCCGGACAAAGCGCGGACACCAGACGACGAAAAGAAGCCCCGGCCCAGUGACAAGGUCGCGAAUGGUCACAUCCUCAAGGCAAAGCAAUAUGCAUCCCAGCGGGAGUCAGAGACCCUCGCCUGGCAGCCGUAUCCCCGCGCAUUCCUGCACCGUCUCAACUGGGCGUUGGGCCUGCUCUUCAAUAUGCGAGGUCCAGAAUGGAACUGGCGCAUAUCCACCUUGGAUCCGUUGCCUGACUCGCUACAGAGGCAAAGGUCUACCAGAAAUAGGCAGUCCGUCCGUGAAGCAAUGAAUGAGACCGGCCAUGAGCCCGACGCACGAGCGCGUCUGAACGCCAUCCUCCUCAACUUCCUCAAGCACUACCUCCUCCUGGACCUGGUCAAGGUUCUCAUGAUGCACGACCCAUACUUCUGGGGUCUUGUCUCGUCGGCCCCGGCCCGCCCAUUCCCUUUCACCUACGUCCCACUCCCGACUAUUCCCGUCAUCCUCGUGCGUCUCUACCGAGAAAUCCUGAGCGUACUCGGCAUCUACGCCGCUCUAAGCUUCGUCACCCCCCUCAACCCCAUCAUUUUUCUAGGCCUCUCGCUCGCCUUCCCCAACGCCUCGCGCGCCCUCACGCGCGUCCCACUGGAUGCUCCCUGGCUCUACUCCGACCCCUUCGGCCCUCUUGCCGGCCCCUCCCUCGACCAUGGCCUCACAGGCUGCUGGAGUCAAUGGUGGCACCAACUCUUCCGCUUCGGGUUCACCUCCACCGCCAGGUUCCUCCUCUCUCUACUCCCCAAACACCUGGCAGCACGCCCCAGCAUCCGACGCACCGUAACGACCGUCACUGCAUUCUUCCUCAGCGGCCUCGUCCAUGCCUGCGGAAGCUACACCCAGUUCGCCGAGACGAGGCCCCACGCCCAUUUCGUCUUUUUCCUCCUGCAACCUGUUGGGAUCAUGAUCCAGAACCAGCUUGCGCGGUCUAUCAACGCCAGGUACCGCUUCUCGCGGCCCAUCAGACGCACCGCUAAUGGGAUGUUUGCUUUCUGGUGGCUGUUUUUCUCCAACGGACCGAUCGUGGAUGAUUUUGCCCGCGGCGGGCUCUGGUUGACGGAGCCGUUGCCCAUUAGUCCGCUACGUGGGUUGGGGCUCGGGGCGAAGGGCGAGGGGUGGUGGUGUUGGGGGGAGCCGUGGUUUCGAUACUGGGAUGGGGGGAAGUACUGGGAGAGGGGGUUGAGGGUUUUAUAA
This is a messenger RNA of Aspergillus viridinutans, 1599 nucleotides long. Its product is annotated as wax synthase family protein. The transcript has a single exon. Lineage: Eukaryota; Fungi; Ascomycota; Eurotiomycetes; Eurotiales; Aspergillaceae. Gene Ontology annotation, biological process: lipid metabolic process. Bases 1 to 1599 code for a protein of 532 amino acids. The record is from RefSeq and is a predicted model, not a curated record.